This is a messenger RNA of Botrytis fragariae, 1500 nucleotides long. RefSeq lists its product as uncharacterized. Lineage: Eukaryota; Fungi; Ascomycota; Leotiomycetes; Helotiales; Sclerotiniaceae. The coding region runs from base 1 to 1500 and encodes 499 amino acids. The record is from RefSeq and is a predicted model, not a curated record. The transcript is spliced from 2 exons.
AUGAAAUCUACCGUGGUUCUUGCCUUAGACAAUUCAUAUCGUGGUCUCCCUAGCCUACCUAAGAAUGCACAAAUGUGGACAAUUGUCAUAAAUUCCCUGAACUAUGGAUCUGAACAUGCGGAGUUAAGAGCUGCUCUGGCGUUGACAAGACUUGGUUCAUACACGAACUCAAUGGAGGUCGAUGGACGUGUCACAUUCAUUGCCGAUUCACUUUGCGUGACGCUUCGAAGAUUCAUCCUUGGCGAAAGCCGUAGGAUGCAGGGUGCGACCAUACCCGUUCAUAUCGCAAUCAAGUUUGGCGAUAGCCCAUUCUUCGAUAUGAAAACCGCUUUCGAUGUUGAAGUCGAGAACGUUCCUCUAUUCUUGCGCCCAGGACCUUCCACAAAUCAGUCGUUACAUGACUUUAUUGAUAUGGCGACAUCUUCCUUGAAUAUUGCAAUGCCCUCCUCCAAGUCUCUUCUUAGAACGGAGCCCAUUGAUGAAGACUCCGACCUCUCCAAUGAUAGGGUUGGACCCAGAUCUCUUUCUACCAUUUCCCUUGAUAAAGAAGCAUACCAUUCAGUAUCCUCUGAUUCCCCACUUUUUGACGCCUGUGCUACGGCUAAUUCACGUUGCGAUGUAAGAUAUGGUAUUGGAAAAGAUGAUACAAUUGUCCAAGCACUCUUACAUGCGGGCAGAGGAGGAAGUGCGGUUUCAACAGCACUCGUAAUUGCUCACGAUGCGUCAAAAGAGAUCUGUACGUCUUUGCGGGAGAAAGAGAUCCUCGUGACAUUGCUUGGACAUCGCGUUACAGACAACGACCCUCAGAUGGAACUUGGAGGGUUCAGGUAUUCCAGUACUGGAAAAUACGAAUUCGACGAGCAUUAUGAUGUGGCCUAUAUUGACAUACCAAGCUCGAAGGAGUUGACGGUAGACACGCAUCAGAAGUGCAAGUUAGCCGCCUAUUUGCGCGAUUCUGGCAGGGUCAAAGGAUCAAUCAUGAUAUCAGUGGGUUCCAUGCCCGCCGAAAAGGACAAGUGUGACAUCCUAAAUAUCUAUGGUCAUACCGGAACUAGUACAGAUACUAUAUUUCGUCUUCGGAGCAGCUUUGAUGACUCUCUCUAUAGUGAGGAACCUUUCAAAUGUUUGAUAAUGGGCACUAUCGACGUUGCGAAGGGUGAAAUCUUGAGACGAUUUACUUUGCCUUGCCAUCCUAUCUUUACAAGCUUUCUGGACGAGCUCACUCCUGGUUUGUUUUUCUGCGAGGAAAAUCAAUGGAAUCAUGUGUUACUGGGUCAAUCAUACCUUCUCGCUAAUGGCCUUUGGUCUUCAUUUGAGCAUGUGUUACUUGCAGAAAAUCCCUUGCAGUGUUAUGCUGCUCUUAAAAUCGACACUCCAUCUCAAUUUUCCACUAGUUUGGAACAAUAUUUCAUGUCUACCUCGGUAGAUCAUAUCGAUGUUUCACCAUCAUUAUUCUUUUCCCACAAACCUCGCUUCAUUGAAAUGAUGAGCGCACGAUAG